Gallus gallus (chicken) is the source of this 8798-nucleotide messenger RNA. RefSeq names its product oxygen-regulated protein 1-like. Gene Ontology annotation, cellular component: axoneme. The coding region runs from base 1735 to 7122 and encodes 1795 amino acids. The record is from RefSeq and is a predicted model, not a curated record. The transcript has a single exon. NCBI's taxonomy places the organism in Eukaryota, Metazoa, Chordata, Aves, Galliformes, Phasianidae. Gene Ontology annotation, biological process: retina development in camera-type eye; photoreceptor cell development; axoneme assembly.
AAUAAAACAAAGCAAAACAAAAAAACACAUAUCCUGUGCAGUGAUUAUCACAUUAGUGAUAAUGUCUGAAUUAUUAAAUUUCAGUCACUUUUUGUUCCAGUUCCAUUUUCUGAAAAUAGAGGAGGUCGGGAUUUUACUUUGGGAAACACUGGGUUUGGUCUUUGAUAGAGGAAUUAGUAAAAAUCUUUAUUUUUGAUUAAUGGGAAAGCAUCUGAAUGGGAAACUCACAACACAUUCCUCCUGAAAUUAUAGGCACCUGUCUGUAUCAGUAAUACCUCAAUCAUUAAAGUCUUAAUAUAAAAUCACUCGUUAUUCACACAAACAAAAAAUGCUUAAAUUCAAGAAACAUAGCUAAGUUAAUAUUACUUGUGUUGAAAUGACUUCCUACAAGAAAACAGUUCUAUUAAAUGAAGGCUUCUAUAACAUUAGGUAUCAGUAACAGUUGUAGAUGUCUUUAUGUGGGUGUUCAUGCACCAUUUCACUCACACAGGCAGAACUGCUUGAAAGACAGCAAAUUUUUAUCUCAGGUUCUUUAUCUCUCACCUUGUCAUGGUUACAAGAAGUGAUAUGAGAUUCAUUUUUUUUUUUAAGCCAAGUUAUUACAGAUUAAUCAAAAUAUAUUUUAGGAGCAUUUAAUGUGUAUGCAAGCUCAUGUUGGCCUAUGCUCAUAACUUACCAAAGUCUAAAAGUAUUCUCAUUGGCUUCACUGGGUUUUAAACCAUCAUCUAAUGUACUGUAGCAUAAAAUGCAUCUCAGAAUGUCCUGAUUUAAAUUUGGAUUUUAUAAGCUUUUCAAUUGCUUCAAAAAUGGAGAGGUUUACUUCUCCAUAGAAGGUCAGUCUAGGGGACUGAAUCUGAAGCCUUUAGUCACAUAUGUCAAUAACGCUGCUCAUAGCAAUGACUCAUAUGUUGCAGAUUAUUGGAUUAAGACCCGGAGAGAUGUAUUUACACGUUGACUGACACAUUUUAGCACUCACUGUGAGGACUAAUAGGAGGUGAUAUGCUAGUGAUUGUUAAGGGAUGGAAAAAAUAUAAAGUUAGCUUAAGGUUCCAACAAAUGCAGGCCUGUGAAACUCUUGAAAAGUUCAAGGUAACCUCAUCUCCCAGAUGAGUACACAAUGAGAACAUUUAUUACAUUUUUAGGCUUUGGAGCUUCAAGUAGAAAUAUAGCUCUGGCAUUUCAGAGUCUAUCACAGAAUAAAAGGAAGAGAAAAAGUAGUUAAAACCUCAAUAUCUUAUUAAAAAAUCGGUUGCAUUUUGCUCUCUAAGUAUUUCUUGAAGUUAAUAGUAAAAUUUUUAAUGUUUUUUUCUUUUUACUUUCUAAUACUCUAGGAAAUGAACUUCAUUAAAUUCUUUUGUACUAAUUUUUCUCAUUUCUUCUUCUCUCCCCCUUUUUCCUUUGCUGCCUGUCUACUGUCUGACCAUCUGGAUCCUUAUCCAUCAUAUCUGUCUGCUCUACUCUCCAUCUACCGAAUGAACUUGGGUUCUUUAAAUGUAAUUGUUGGUAGCAAGAGCUGAAGUGAUCUCUAGCUCAAGAUCUCAGAUAUUCUCAGUUUCUUCUGGUAAAGGGUCCAGCAAUGAUAACAACUUAAAUGAUAACAACUCAGAUUCUUCCUAUCUUCCUGACAAUCAUAAAGGCAUAGGAGGAAAUCAGACAGUUAAUCGGGAAGACUUAUCUGUGGCACAGUUUGAAGAUGACAUUGAGAAGUCUGUUCACCUUAAUCAAGAUGGCAGUAUGACAGUGGAAAUGAAAGUUCGAUUCAAAAUUAAGGAGGAAGAAACUAUUAAAUGGACAACGACUGUAAGUCGUGCUGGCCUUUCUGAUGAAAAAAAUGCCACCAUUUCCAAUUCUGUGAUGGGUGCAGAAGACUGCUUAUCUGGUGUAAAUGUAUCAGAAUGUAUAAAACAAAAGGAUGCUCCAUUUAUGGACAGCUACGGUAAAGAAGAACGAGAAUCAUUAAAACAACGCCAUACCGAAGUCUCAGAUAAAGAAUCAGAGUCUGAUUUAAAAAUGGAUGAUUAUAAUAUCUGUCAGAGGAACAAUUCUGCAGAUCUAGAUGUAAGUGAUGUGCCUGAGGAAAAUAUCAGACCUCGUUUUUAUAGGCCUCCCACCCCUGGGCCAAGACGUGUUAGAAAAAAGAAAGCUGUAGUUGAAAGUGUCACCUUAGUUUCUGAGAAAGAGGUCCAGGAGAAGACAAUAGGACAGUUUUCCUACAGUGAGGAAAUACAGAGUGGAGAAAAUAAAUCUGAGUAUUGCAUGGUAGCACAAUCAAGCACAAAAAAAUCAAGUGUCAGUAAUCCAAAGAUUAGUGAGAUGAGUGACAAUGACUUAUUAAAGCUUUCUUCAGAGAAUAUAAAAGAAGAAAUGCUUUUUAAAGUAAGGCACAAAAGCCAUGAUUUAAUCAGAACCACAAAUAGGAAGACGUUAGAUGUACCUGAUGAGCCUGAAUUGGUACAGAAUGUAUUAGAGAAAUCAGUUAUGGAACAAGGUACAUAUAAUAGUUUAGUAUCAACCUGCAAUGCCAACAUCAGUGGUUUCAUGCCAUCAUCAAAAAUAUGCAAGACAGCCAGGCCAGUUUCAGCAGACCAUAUUCAUGAGUUAUGUGAUAUGAAACAAAUAAGAAGAUCUCUCAGCUCUUACAUUAGAUAUUCAGAAUUUUCUCAGUUGGAAAAUGAAGAAAUAAAAUGCAAAACUUCUGAUUUAUUAACUUUUUCUCAAGAUUCAUUGCAUUCAGCCUGUCAUGGUCAUAAUCAGAUGGAGAUGGUGGCACCUCCAUGUAGUAAAACACCUACUGAGAAAAUAAAUCCAACAACUGGAUUCUUUCCUACUGCUAAUGAAACUGAGAAUCAAAACAAUGUCUGGUCUGAAUCUGUGAUGGCAUCACAUCUGACUGGUGAAAGCCCAACUGCAUCUUCCCUCACCAAGAAGAAGAAGAAGAAGAGAAAAUCAUUAUCCAAUUUUCUAGAGCAAGAGGUAUAUGGAAAUCAAAAAGAUACAGAAUUUUCAGGGAUAAUUAGAAGUGAGGGAACACUUAUCACAAGCAAAACAACACAAGUUUCUGCAACCGAAACUACAGAUAACUGUUCUGACAUGCUUCAGAAAAAAAGAAAUGAAUUACUUAUAAAAAACAAAGGUGGAUCUGCCAGUUCAGACAAAAGCAAGUGUCCUGAAGAUGACAUGUAUCACCCUGAUUCAGUGGAAGAAAGUGGAAUAUCAUCAUCUAAUAAGAAACCAAGAGCUAAAAGGCAGUUGACUGAGGUAAAAUUGAAGUCAGGCAAAAAAGAUAGUUCCCUUUUGUCUGCAAAAAGUGAAGAUGGCCUAAGUUCAGUUGAUUCAAGAACUGAAACUGAAAACAGCCAGGAUGAAUUGAGUCCUGCAAAAGAAGGCAAACAUCUUCUUGAACAGACACCUAACUCAGCAACGAUUUCAAAUCCAUUGUCAGAAGUGCGUAAGGAUCAUAAUGUAGAAAAAGAAAAGGAGAAUGUUUUGGAAAAUUUAGCAUCAAAGAAAGAGAAAAAACAAAAGAAGAAAAAUCUAAGUAAAAGUAAAAAUAAAUUAAGCAUGUCAGACAGUGCUAUUACACUAGAGGCUCUGAAACAGGAGUAUUUUAAAGAGGAUGUUGUUGAACAUUCACUUGAAAACUAUGUCCAAAGUUGGCUGAAAAACCUGUCACCAAAUGCUGUCUUGCCCCCUAUACACAAAAAGGAUGGGAAUGUAAAUAAUAGUGACAACUGUCAUUUUUCUAAAGAAAAGAUUGAUGCUCUUAUAGAUAAAGAAGAUAGAUAUAUUACCAAUAAAGUACAUAUGAUUGGAAAGAAACACCUGUUUGAACAUAAUCUAACAAAAAAACAAUUAAAGCCUCUUUUUGAAUUGGAAACUCCAGAAGAAUCACCCAAACAGUCAAGUGGAAAGCAAAAUGACUCUUUGAUUCAUGACAAUACAACAGUAGUAGAAGAUGCCAAGUAUUUACUACAGUCAGAAUUUCAUCAUGCUAGUAAACUACACUUGUUUCAUGAAACACAUGUCAGUGAUAAAAAGGUGUCAGAGGAUGAUAUUCAAGACACCAAUGUAUGUCAGAGAGAAAGAUCUGACGUUGCUGUUCAAGUUGAUUGUACAAUUGGCAAUGAGAAAAUCGGAACUGAUGUUCAGAAUAAUUGCAUGUCUAGUAUUUUGCUCCAUGAGUUGCAAUCAACUUUGCUUGGUCUCCAGAAAGAACACACUGGAUGUAUAGAAAAAACAUGCAGUCUUCCAGAUCUUUCUCUGCCAGUUUUUGGUUCUUCCUCCAACCUCCUCCUAGCGUGGUUACUAAUACUGAGUCUGAGAGAGAAUUUGAUUGGCACAAUCAAAGAUGAUAUUCAAAAAGCUACCUGUAGCUGUUCUGAAAUCUUAACGCAAUUACAAUUCCUGAAACAAGCAACGGUGUUAGAAAAAGUUGAUGAACUGAAGGCUGCUUUCUCACAUUUUCAACAAUCAACAGAAAAUAACUUAUUACAAUCUGGGAAGGAACACAGAAAGCAAGAUGUCACAUGUUGCCAUGAAAAUAUGCCUAUAUCUGAAAUUCAUAAUGUUAUACAUUUGCAUGAAGAUGAAAAAUCAGAUAAACCUUGUAUUGCAAAGGACAGUUUGAAUACUGAUGAAGUGUUAAAAUUGUCUGGUGAUUUAGAAAGCUGUUCUGAUACACAGGAAGAGGUUUGUAGAGCAACAGAGGUUUCAGAAUUGAGUGCUCCCAGAACAGAGCUAGAUGAUCAAUAUGCCAGUACUGCUUCAACUAAACGUAGCCUUCCAUCAGCUAUAGAGCUACCUGAAGCAGAUGAAGAAAAGGCUUAUAACCCACAUAAAAAUCCUCAAGAUAACACUGAUGCAUCAUUCGUUAAUGAAGAGUCAGAUACUUCAAUAGAACCUAAUUCAACAAUUCACAGUGUAACUUCUAAUGAUAAAAAUUGUGUUUUAGAUAAGGAUACUUCCGAGAUAGAAUGUGAUGAAGAUAUUACGCAUAUUAUUACUGAUAAUAGGGAAGAUGAGAUAGUUGAUCCAAAUUUGAAUGACAAAAAAGCAAAUAACCAACUUAAACAAGGUGCUGACACCCAUGUAAAAUAUAGUUACGAGGAUUAUUCUGUACAGGAAGGGAAGGAAGACACAGAAACUUGUGAAGAAACCUCUGACAGGUUAUCUACAAACUCUCCAUUAUCUUUUUGUUAUGAAUCUAAGCAAAUUACAGAAUAUGAUAUGAGUGAAGGAGAACAGAAAUUGCAAGUAGAAGAACAGGAGAACAGAACAUGUUCAGAACCUUCUCAAUUGAAAAAAUGUUUAAAAAGCCCUGCUACUUCGGAUUGGUCAGAUUACAGACCAGAUACUGAAGAGAGCGAUUAUAACUUUAGAGCAUCCAGUGAUUUGACCAAUGAAAGUGGGGAGGAAGCAGAGCUUGAAAAACAUUAUAAUACUGGCUAUGUACAAAGAACUAUUGAACGUCUUUAUGGUAAGACAGAAACUGCAUUUAAGCCUGACUUUCAGAAGGGAUAUCCUUAUAUGUCCAAAGUACUACAGAAAGAUACUGAAGAAUUCCACUCUAAAGGGGUGACAAAAACCACUAUUUUUAUCCAAGAAUCUAGGUCUCUUUCUGCAGAUAAUUUUUCACAUUCUUCACUGCAAUCACAAGAAUUUCCAGAAAUCAUUAACAAAGAUGACACUGUAUGGAAAAGAGAAAAUAUUGGUUCGCCAAUAGAACAACCUACAUUUAAUGGAGAAGAGACAAAUUCUACUGAUAACUAUUCAGGAGAAUUUCCGAAGAAACCUUGUCACUUUAGUGCACAUGCUAAAGAAGAUGAAGGAGUAUUGAUUGAUAAAGGCAAAUGGCUUCUCAAAGAAAAUCAUUUGAUAAGAAGAUCACCACCUGAGCAGACUGGAAUGUAUGGCAAUUUGGAUACAACAUCAACAGACACAAUCCUUGAUACUAAUGGCGAUGAUGCUCCGUACUCGCAUUUUGGCAGUCUGAAUCAGUACCCAGUCCUCAAUGAAAUCUCUUCUUCAGAGCUUGAAGACAUGGUAAGACCCUCUAAAAAUUUUUGCAACUACUUCAAUAUACCUCACAGCAGUGAUUCAGACCCUUUACAGGAUGACUUAAGUACAAAAAGCAAACCUAGCCUCAGUGGUAAAACAAGCUCUCUUCCUGUAGGAAACAAAGAGAAGAUCAAACCUUCAGCCACAGUAUGUUCCACUUCCACUCAUCUUUCCACAGAGGUUGAUACCAAUUUUCCAGCUUUUGCAUCUGUAGAAUUUAGAUUGCCUGAUAACAAGGUGCAUCCAUUGGAGCAGCCUUUGAAUGAUGAACCCAUACAAUCUCAGCCAACUGAUGAUAGUAAUGCUAACAGAAGUGCUCUUCAGGAAGAAGAUUCUCUGGAUAAGCUCCAUGCUAUAUGUGGCCAACAUUGUCCAAUACUGAUGGUGAUGGUAACACCAGUUAAUGAGGAACAAAGAGGAUAUGCUUACCAAAAAGCAUCUGAUAUUGAGAACCAGCUAGAUCUAUGUUUGUUGACCAAAAAUAUCGAACAUUUGCAAUGGUCAGGCAAAAAUUUAGUAACAAAUGAAAAUAACUGUGUGAACCUGAAGAACAGCUUAAUCAAUAAGAUUGCCAAUAGUAUUUUUAAUAGGUUUAAUGCUAGUAACACCCUAGAUUUUAUUAGUAACAUUAGGAUAAUGACAUCUUCCACUCUGAAAAAUGAGAUCAUUUCAGAGACAUUACAUAGCAUUGGGGAUGUGAAAGCAAAGCCUAUGGUAAUUAGCAGAUGUCAAAACAAUGUAUCCACGCACAUACGCAGUGAUCAUAUUGUAGGCACAAAUAAUGAGCCAAGCAAUAUAAAGCCAAAAAUGUGCCAAGAAUUAAGGAUAAACAGAAAUGAUGUUGUUGGAGAAAAAUUGUCACCCACAUUACAGGAUCCAGUAGAAACUUGUCAAUCUGAAAUAUUUCUGAAAUGUGACACUUCUUUAAAUAAUAUUGAGCACAAUGCCUCUGAAAAUACAAAAAAUGAAAAUGCCUUUCCUACAGAAGAUGAAGAAGAGGAGGAAGAAGUUUACAUUUGUGCAAUUGAGAAUGGAUGCAGCAAAUACAAGAAAGACACAUCAUAGUGAUCUUGGAAGUUCUGUAACAUCAGAUCAGUGACAACGUCUUCCGUAAAAAUAUUCACAAAUUGAACCGCUACAUGUCACAGCCAAUGAAACUCCCAGUGAGAAUACACACAGAUAAAUAUAAAUCACAAUUGUAUAUAAUUGCUGAAAUACAGAUAAUUAUUUAGAUUUUUUUUUGUGGGAAACAUUAUAGAAAAUAAAAAGAAACUGUUCUAAGAUGACAAUUUCUCAGUUAAAAAUUUGCUUUCCUCUAAAUGUUAUUUGUAUUAGUAGUAUACCAACCUCUUUAGAGAAACAACUACUGGUUGUUAGAGCAAAGAACUAACAUUUUAAAUACCUUCUUAAGUUUAAAUAAGAUGUCUGUAUUUCAUGAAAUUUGAGAAAUGGUUUGAUAAUUAUCAUUCAGUGUAAAUGCUUAGUCCAGAACUAAAUCAACUGUAACGUUUAAUUUGAAAAGAAAAGUAGGAAAUACUAUUCUAAUACUGUAUUGCAAUGAAAAGUAAGAAUCGGUAGUCAUAUUAGUUUUAUGCAGAUUAUCAUUAUCAAACAGCUAUUUCAGUUUUUAAAGCCAAAUUCAGAGUAAUUAAGUGAAUAAAGAAGCCUUUCAGUCUAUUUAUAGGAAGGUCCGGACUCCAAGUGAAAUUUGCCUCUUUUAUCCUCUCUAGUAGGAUACUAGAAAAGGAUCAUACCUUUUUUUCUACAGUUACAUAGGAUUGCACAGGAACUGUGAAAGGGAAACUGUGCAUCAAUGAACUUCCUGAUUGCUGUUGCCAUAUUCCCUUCAGAGGCAGCAUCACUUACUCCUAAAACUGUUCUACAUACUUUACAAGUGUUAACUGUGUGUUCUUUUUUUAACCUCUGUAUUUUGUUAUCCAUGUCUUUUUUUUCCUUCUUUCUAUAAAUAUGAAGAACUAUGAGAAUCUUUGGAAUAUUUAAUAUUAUUGUUAGUAUUAAUAAUAUUUUUCAGAGUCUGUCAAUCUGUUAUCAAAUCAUAUUAGAUACUUGUUUACAGCAUUUCUUAAUAUCCUGUCUGUGUAGUAUGCAUUUAUAUGUGGUUUACAAUUUUCAGUAAAUGAUUUUAAAUAUAAAAUUGGAAUAUAUAUAUAUAUUGUGAUGUGUAAGAGUAUUUCUUUCUUGUUAUUUGUUUUUGUUUUACUUUGUUUAGAUUUUAAUCCUUAAUACUGCACAUUUAAUAAAUGUCAAUAAAGUCAGAGGCAUACCUGAAGAAGGAAGGUGCUAUUUUUUCAAUUAGAGAAUAUGAAUUUGGUAUUCUGUACUCUUGGAGGCUGUGACUGGACUAACUGGCAGGUCUAUGCUGCCACAUACUGUGCUAUGGUCAUUCAGUUAUCAAGACUGGGAACCUAACCAAAGCCUGACACAAAUACCUUUUGGCUCAUGGGCCUUGAUUGUCUGCCUUUGGCAAACAGGGUACAUGGAGGAGAAGCAGAAUCAGGAUCUGGAGCAUAAGGGGUUUGCAGUACAGGUAGGGAAACAAAUAGCUCUUCAGUUCUUUUUAGGAGGCUAGUGGCAGGUGUAUUUCCUCAUAAAUUGUUGAUACAUUUCUGUCUUUUGAAGCAGUAUUAUAUGCUUGUAAUAAACGAAUGUUACAACCCUGAUGCAGUGUUGUGAUAUUGACUAAUAAAUUAAAUGCCAAGCAGCUGUGUCUUUAUCUGACG